Messenger RNA from Pan troglodytes (chimpanzee), 1191 nucleotides. RefSeq names its product olfactory receptor family 5 subfamily I member 1 (gene OR5I1). The transcript has 2 exons. Gene Ontology annotation, biological process: G protein-coupled receptor signaling pathway. Gene Ontology annotation, cellular component: membrane. Gene Ontology annotation, molecular function: olfactory receptor activity; G protein-coupled receptor activity. Bases 1 to 1191 code for a protein of 396 amino acids. NCBI's taxonomy places the organism in Eukaryota, Metazoa, Chordata, Mammalia, Primates, Hominidae. The record is from RefSeq and is a predicted model, not a curated record.
AUGUUGCCUCAAGGGGAAUGUGGCAGCACCCAGGUGAGAGUGCCUGUGACCCCAAAGCCCCAGAGAGGGUGUUACAGUGCUCCUUUAAUUCUACCAUCCACGGAUAGCAGUAUGUUAGCAGCUCAGUUGGUCCCUUGCCUCAUCACGUGGGGUGGCUGCCCUCCACUGGUGAGGCAAAGGGCUAGUGUGACAGCCUUUUCUGGUAUGGGUAUUAGAAAUUCUCAUAAAAGGAAAACAACACAGAAGAUAGAAUUUACAGAUGGAAACUACACGUUGGUCACUGAGUUUAUUCUAUUAGGUUUUCCAACUCGCCCUGAACUGCAGAUUGUCCUGUUCCUCAUGUUUCUGACAUUGUAUGCUGUAAUUCUGAUAGGGAACGUUGGAUUGAUGCUGUUGAUCAGGAUUGAUCCUCACCUUCAAACCCCCAUGUAUUUUUUCCUUAGCAACCUAUCAUUUGUAGACCUUUGCUAUUCCUCAGACAUUGUUCCCCAAAUGCUGGUCAAUUUCCUCUCGGAGAACAAAUCUAUUUCCUAUUAUGGGUGUGCCCUGCAGUUUUAUUUUUUCUGUACUUUUGCAGAUACAGAAUCCUUCAUCCUGGCCGCCAUGGCCUAUGAUCGCUAUGUCGCCAUCUGUAACCCUUUAUUGUACACAGUUGUGAUGUCUAGGGGCAUCUGUAUGCGGUUGAUUGUCUUGUCAUACCUUGGAGGCAACAUGAGUUCCCUGGUUCACACAUCCUUUGCCUUUAUUCUGAAAUAUUGUGACAAAAAUGUUAUUAAUCAUUUUUUCUGUGACCUCCCUCCCCUGCUUAAACUAUCCUGCACUGACACAACAAUUAAUGAGUGGCUCCUCUCCACAUACGGCAGCUCAGUGGAAAUUAUUUGUUUUAUCAUCAUCAUCAUCUCCUACUUUUUCAUUCUUCUCUCAGUCUUAAAGAUCCACUCUUCCAGUGGGAGGAAGAAGACCUUUUCUACAUGCGCCUCUCACCUGACUUCAGUGACGAUCUACCAAGGGACUCUCCUCUUUAUUUACUCCCGGCCCAGCUACCUGUAUUCUCCAAACACUGAUAAAAUUAUCUCAGUGUUCUACACCAUUUUCAUUCCAGUGCUGAAUCCGUUGAUUUAUAGUUUGAGAAAUAAAGAUGUAAAGGAUGCAGCUGAGAAAGUUCUAAGAUCAAAGGUAGAUUCUUCAUGA